AUGUCUGAAGAGAUCAGCCCACUCGCGGAGCUGCUUGGGCUCGCAGUCUAUCAUUUCGAACGCCUGAAACCCCUCCUACCAACCUACGGACACUUGCUCAUCGCAGCACUCUUUCCUAUCUGGAUUGGCGCGCAUGCCUCUCUUUCUCGACCGUCCUCUGCUGCCAAAGCUCCCAAGAAAGACGACGAGAAGGAUGGAAAUUAUACCGAUGAUGACGGGUCCGAUGAUGAGUCGGGCUCAGUCCAGAAAAUGGAGGGGCUUGAGCCAUCCGAUGCUCUCAUGUUCCCGUUGACUGCAGGUCUGACCCUGGGAGGCUUGUAUCUGGUGAUCAAAUGGCUGGAAGAUCCCGCGAUUCUCAACAAGAUUCUCAGCUACUACUUCUCGUGGAUGGGUGUGUUCUUCGCCAUCGCAUUUCUCAGGGAUACCUUCUCGAUUGUCCGAUCGUUCGUCUUCCCGAGACGCUAUCACUCUGGUGGGAAGAUAUGGCAUGCGAAACAGUCAGAGCGUAUCUUCGUUGCUCAAUCGGUGAACAGAUCAGAAGUCACGACACAUAUCCGACACUCGCCUCUUCCCGGAAUAUUUGGCGCAAUCCCGGUACCAAAGCCGGUCCUUGCAUUGCUUUGGGCUUCUCGCCAUGUGUUUUACCAACGGUUACGGCUGCGGGCUCAUAUUCGUGGGUUGUUCGAUGUCAAAACCUUUGUGGGCCUGCUUGACCUUCUCAGUGGGCUCUUCGCUCUUGCUGCUGUGGGGUACUUUGCCUUUGUGACAAAGCCUUGGUGGCUGACCAACUUCUUGGGCUUUAGCUUCAGCUACGGAGCUCUGCAGUUUAUGUCACCAUCCACCUUUUGGACGGGUUCAUUGAUUCUAGGAUCUUUGUUCUUUUAUGACAUCUACUUUGUCUUCUUCACCCCAUUGAUGGUCACUGUUGCCACCAAGCUAGAUGUUCCCAUCAAGCUUCUUUUCCCUCGACCACCGAGUCCUGGUCAAGAAUCAGAUGUUCAAUCAUUGGCCAUGCUUGGCUUGGGAGAUAUUGUCAUCCCCGGAAUGAUGAUUGGAUUGGCACUACGUUUUGACCUAUUCCUCUACUACCGCCAGAAAGGAAUUCAACAAGCGCAGCUGCAAGGUCUCAGCGAUAAGACUACCAAGCCUCAGUACCAACGGGCGACCGGAGCAUGGGGAGAACGGUUCUGGGCCCCAGCGGUGAGACCACAAGUACCCGAAUUCAAACCUCCCUACUCGGACGCGCGAUCUUUCUCCAAGGUGUACUUCAAAGCUAGUGUUUUUGGAUACGUCGUUGGAAUGAUCACUACCUUACUCGCGAUGCAAUACUCCAACCAUGCCCAGCCUGCACUACUCUACUUGGUCCCUGGCGUCCUGAUUUCACUGUGGGGUACGGCUUUUUUCCGUGGCGAGACUAGCAUCAUGUGGGAUUUCUCUGAUGCCGAGGAGGAGGAUGAAGAGGGCGAAGGUGAAGACAAGAAGGAAGGUUCUGACAAGGAGAAGAGCGAUGAUACUGCUCCGCAGGAGCAGAAGAACUUUUUUGCGCGUCUCAUGUCCGGUGAUCUAAAGCUGUUCACGCCAGGGCCCAAGGAUGCUGCUUCGAAGGAGUCUCAGAAGGAGAACGGCAAGGACCUGGAUGACAAAAACGGCAAUCGCGAAGGAGACGCCGAAACCGACAAGUCGAAGGAAGCUGAUUCCAAGAAACAGCGGGAGAAGGACCUGAAAGGCCAAGGCGGCCUGGACUUGAUCUCGUUUUCGAUUUCCUUUCCCGAAAAGACUCAGAAAAAAGCUAGUCCUGAUUCUGCGGAACGCUCUGCCACGGAAAAAGAUUCAAUGGUGACUAUCCCAGACAUUGGUGAUUGGAAUGAUGAUGAGCCUCCACUGAAGAAGCGACGUGGAACCCCCAGAAAGGCGGCGAUGCAUUGA
This is a messenger RNA of Penicillium subrubescens, 1926 nucleotides long. RefSeq names its product aspartic endopeptidase. Lineage: Eukaryota; Fungi; Ascomycota; Eurotiomycetes; Eurotiales; Aspergillaceae. Gene Ontology annotation, cellular component: membrane; cytoplasmic side of endoplasmic reticulum membrane; lumenal side of endoplasmic reticulum membrane. The transcript has a single exon. Gene Ontology annotation, molecular function: aspartic endopeptidase activity, intramembrane cleaving. Gene Ontology annotation, biological process: membrane protein proteolysis. The record is from RefSeq and is a predicted model, not a curated record. Bases 1 to 1926 code for a protein of 641 amino acids.